AAGGAAAGAGAGAGAGAGAGAAAGAAAGAGAGAGGAGCAAAACUUUGUGUCAUUAUUUUUUGGCUUGCUAUCUCUCCUCCCUCCCCUCAUCCCUUCUUCCACCGUUUUGUCGCCUCAUUUGGACUAUUCUUGUUUUUUUUGUUUUUUUUACUUUUUUUUUUUUUUUUUCUUGGAGGAGAGACGUUCACGGGAAGCAGGACAAAGCUGUCCCACCCAUGCUGCACAGUUUCUCCUUUUCCCCGCGGAGGAGGUGCUCUGACUGUCAGCGGCUGAUUUGAUUGUGUUUUCCUCUCCUUGUGUGCGUCUCGUGGCCAGAGCCCCCCCCACCCCCCCAACCCCCCAGAUGCGCUGAGGGUAUAUGGAAGUUGUGAGCUGCAAGACAGAGGCAGGCAGUUGCACGUUGUGUCCAGGAGCUCCGGGAGCCAUGCUCUUCCACGGGAUCUCCGGGGACCACAUCCAGGGCAUCAUGGAGGAGAUGGAGAGGAGGUCCAAGUCGGAGUCGCGCCUGGCGAAGGGCAUGCAGCUGAACGGGAGAGAGUCGACCAUGCCCUCCAUGAGCCCGGAGAAGCCUGCCUUGUGUGCCGGCUGUGGGGGGAAGAUCUCGGACAGAUAUUACCUCCUGGCCGUGGACAAACAGUGGCACCUGCGGUGCCUCAAGUGCUGUGAAUGUAAACUGGCGCUGGAGUCCGAGCUCACGUGCUUUGCCAAGGAUGGGAGCAUUUACUGCAAGGAGGAUUACUACAGAAGGUUCUCCGUGCAGAGGUGCGCGCGCUGCCACCUCGGGAUUUCGGCCUCGGAGAUGGUGAUGCGAGCGCGCGACUCCGUGUACCACCUGAGCUGCUUCACGUGCACCACGUGCAACAAGACCCUGACCACGGGCGACCACUUCGGCAUGAAGGACAGCCUGGUGUACUGCCGGCUCCACUUCGAGACGCUGCUGCAGGGCCCGGACUAUCACCCGCAGCUCAACUUCGCCGAGCUCGCGGCCAAGGGCGGCGGCCUCGCGCUGCCUUACUUCAACGGGACGGGCACGGCGCAGAAGGGGAGGCCCAGGAAGAGGAAGAGCCCGGCCAUGGGGAUAGAUAUACCCAGCUACAACACAGGCUGCAAUGAGAACGACACGGACCACUUGGACCGGGACCAGCAGUCCUACGCUCCAACACAGAAGACCAAACGCAUGCGGACCUCCUUCAAGCACCAUCAGCUGCGGACAAUGAAAUCCUACUUCGCCAUCAACCACAACCCGGAUGCCAAGGACUUAAAGCAGCUGGCCCAGAAAACGGGCCUCACUAAACGAGUUCUACAGGUUUGGUUCCAAAACGCAAGAGCCAAAUUCAGAAGGAACGUUUUGCGACAGGAGAAUGGAGGUGUUGAUAAGGCUGAUGGCACCUCACUCCCUCCGCCCUCAUCCGACAGUGGGGCCCUGACCCCCCCCUCCAGCGCGGCCACACUAACAGACCUGACAAACCCCUCUAUCACUGUAGUGACCUCCGUCACCUCUAGUUUGGACAGCCAUGAUUCGGGGAGCCCCUCACAAACUACCUUGACAAACCUUUUCUAACAAGCUAUCUCUAUCAGACUGAUUGUUAUUUGAGUUUUUCCUCCUCUUUUUGUUCCUGAUUUUCUUUUCGUUCCUUUUCUCAAUUUACACUUUAUUUUUUUAAAUGACACCUUUAAAAUCAAGCGGCGACAGCUCCUGGGGGGGGAAAAGAAAAGUGCUGUACUUUGAACAAGAGCAACAGGAGCACCGACAGCAGCGACCGCUUUAAAAUACGAGGAACCCAUUCGAAUACGUAGCAUUUGAAGCUGCAUGGCACGUGCAGAGAUCGAUUCUGGAUCCUUGGACAUUUCUCGGAGUUAAAGAGAUUAGAAAAUUGUCUUCACGAAUCGUUUAGAAGGAAAAAAAAUUAACAAAUAUUGCCUGCAAAACAAGAACAUUUGCCUGAUUUGACUUUUUUUUUUUUUUGUACAUUUGUAUUGAAAUAUGUUCAAACAAAGCCCUCCUUAAUUUAUAAUCAUUGGAAAAGAAAUUCAAACAUGUAUAUGUAUGCACUGUGUUCGCACUAUCCAAUUUAAAGAUCCUCGUUUUUGUUCUGCUUUGGAAUAAUUUGGGAAACAAACUCGCAGAAUGUUCUGUUGAAAACAGGCUUUAAUUAUUUCCGAAUGUCUCGGUCUGAGUUUGGUGGAAUCGGACAUUUUCACAGAGCUACAUGGAAAACAAAUCUGACAAAUAAAGACCCAGAGAAGCUGAAACCUUUAGAUUCACAACUCUAACUGUGACGCAGCGAAAGAAGCACCGUUUGAUGAGGAGAAAUCCAGAUCAGAGAGCAGUUCAUGGGCACUGUCGUAAUCAAACGUCUUCACCUCAGAGCACUUUUUAUUUGGACUCGUGGAUAAAAAGAACUAAAACCUGGUAAACGCUUCCACAGAUCAGUCGCACAGUGACAAUUUACUGCCCAGAGAAAAGUGCAUUAUUGUUCCUAUCAUGUUGCUCAGGGUGAAUUUUUUUAAAUAGGGGUAAACGAAAAGAAGUGGUUGAGAAGCUGCAGACAGAGUAGCUACCAAACAGUCCAAUGACCUCAGAUAGGUGGAGUCGGGAGGGGGGAAUCAUCGUCCAUGUCCUGUUUGGCCAUAUUUACACUUUCUUUCCCAACAAUUACCACCGAUCAGACCAAAAUAAAAAAAUAAAAUAAAAAGCAGUUUAAUCUGGCUGACAGAUGGAGAGAAAAGAGAGCGAGCAAAUUAACGGAGUCGAUACAUUUCAUUGUGAGCGUCACAAUUUGUUCUCCUGUGGGACAAAGUGGUUCUCCUGCUCUACUUCAUGAAGUAGACGCCUAUAACUCAGUUCUACCAUGUGCCUUAUGCUAUAACUUGGGAGAAAGUUUGUGAAAUUCAGGAUCUAUGUGUUCUUUGUUAACUGAUUCACAUCCCUUUUGGCGCCUCACUAGUUUUGUACUGUUUUUGCAUCUUAUUUCCGAAGAUCUUUUUAUGGUGUAACCUGUUAAAAAAUAAAAUUAAAUU
Nematolebias whitei (Rio pearlfish) is the source of this 3021-nucleotide messenger RNA. RefSeq names its product LIM homeobox 9 (gene lhx9). The coding region runs from base 359 to 1561 and encodes 400 amino acids. The record is from RefSeq and is a predicted model, not a curated record. NCBI's taxonomy places the organism in Eukaryota, Metazoa, Chordata, Actinopteri, Cyprinodontiformes, Rivulidae. Gene Ontology annotation, molecular function: RNA polymerase II transcription regulatory region sequence-specific DNA binding; DNA-binding transcription factor activity, RNA polymerase II-specific. The transcript is spliced from 5 exons. Gene Ontology annotation, biological process: neuron differentiation; regulation of transcription by RNA polymerase II. Gene Ontology annotation, cellular component: nucleus.